AUGUCUAUCAUCGAGCUCGGGGAGUCGAUUCCUGCCCUCACACCCCAUGCUUCCAGCGUGUCUCUUCCAACAUGGCAAGACAAUAUAGGCUACGAGGAAGGACAACCGCGAGUGAUGAGCAAGCUGACCACUGGCUAUCCACGCUUCUUCAUUCACAAGCUCAUUGCCGCCUUUGCUGAGGACAUCGUCGGAUCAUAUGGCAAUCCUGGUCAGCAGGCAAUGCUAUUCCCGUCCAGCAGGACAGCCCAGAGAUGUUUUGCUUUCAUAAAAUCUAGAGCAAUAGCAAGUGCUGUUGAUCAAGUCAAAGUCGUUGAUUUGGUCUGGGAUAGGAGCCAAGCAAAUUCAGAGACACUCAAAAAACUAUCACCUUCUAUUUCCGCCGUCAUAUUUCCCAAAGAACUGUUUCCAAUAGCGAAGCAGUACUGGCAGCACUCGGGAGAUGGCAUCUCGAGUAGACGCGCAGAGUUUUGCCACGGCCUCUUCCGGGAGGGCAUCUUAGUUGACCAGGCCAUAUUUCGGCCCGCGCCCGGUGGCUUCCAGAAAACCUCUAGGGGUCCAAGGAGAUAUCAAACAAAAUCCAUAGAUACCCCCAAAGUGCACAACGCGGUGCCAGACAGUGAUGACGCCCAGCACACUGCAACUACCGACGGUAAUGCAGAAACUCGAGAGAGCUCACAAUUCUUGGAAGAGCGCUUCGGUCGGAACCUGGACGUUGGAUUUGUUGAGAAUGCGAAAUCAGCGAUCCGUCGGCGGAUAGCCGGGUCCCUGAUGGGCGAGGUAGACUUGGCUGCAGCGCUGAGCCCACAGAUGAACUCUAACGCGCGUGGGGUUGUUGGCCUUUCCGAAAACGAUGUUUAUCUUUAUCCUUGUGGGAUAAAUUCUAUAUUUAAUAGCCACCAAAUGUUGCUCCAAGCUAGGGGACAACUCAAGAGCAUCUGUUUUGGGUUCCCCUACGUCGACACUCUUAAAAUUCUGGAAAAGUUUGGGCCAGGAUGCCUUUUCUAUGGGAAUGGCUCGUCAGAGGACCUUGAUGACCUCGAGGCCCGGUUGGCCGCAGGAGAAAAAUUCCUGGCCUUAUUUUGCGAGUUCCCUGGCAAUCCCAUGUUGAAAUGUCCAGAUCUUAAACGCAUUCGCCGGCUAGCUGAUACCUAUGAUUUUGCUGUGGUUGUUGAUGAAACGAUUGGUAAUUUUAUCAACGUUCAUGUCCUGCCAUACGCCGACAUCGUUGUCAGCAGUCUGACCAAGAUAUUUUCUGGGGAAUGCAAUGUUAUGGGAGGAAGUGCGAUACUCAAUCCUCGUGGACACUACUAUCAAUCUUUGAAGGAGAUAGCGAAGGCCGAAUACGAAGACAACUAUUGGGCCGAGGACGUAAUAUUUAUGGAGCGCAAUAGUCGUCACUUUGUGUCCCGGAUCGAAAGGAUCAACGACAAUGCCGACCUCAUCUGUAAUAUCCUUCGAGCACAUCCUCUGGUUAAGGAUGUGUACUACCCAAGGUACAACCCCUCACGGGUCUUUUAUGAUGAUUGCCGAACACCUAACGGAGGAUAUGGGGGCUUGCUCUCUUUCACCUUCCAUGAAAAGGCUCAGGCUAUUGCCUUUUUUGACCGUAUUGAGACCGCGAAGGGACCGAGUCUAGGCACGAACUUCACCCUAACAUCGCCAUACGUUAUAUUAGCACACUUUUUAGAGUUGGACUGGGCGGCACAGUUUGGGAUUCCCGCUGAUCUAAUCCGCAUCAGUGUGGGACUAGAGGAUGCGGAAGAUCUCAAGGAACGAUUUGCGGUUGCGCUGAAGGCUGCGGAGGAAGUUAGCUCUUGA
Messenger RNA from Amorphotheca resinae ATCC 22711, 1818 nucleotides. RefSeq lists its product as hypothetical. The record is from RefSeq and is a predicted model, not a curated record. The coding region runs from base 1 to 1818 and encodes 605 amino acids. Gene Ontology annotation, molecular function: pyridoxal phosphate binding; cystathionine gamma-synthase activity. The transcript has 3 exons. Gene Ontology annotation, biological process: transsulfuration. NCBI's taxonomy places the organism in Eukaryota, Fungi, Ascomycota, Leotiomycetes, Helotiales, Amorphothecaceae.